AUGCAGCAAAGGAAGCACAUGCUGCAAAGGCAGCACAUGCUGCAAAGGCAGCACACAUUGAGAAGCCUGAAACACACUGGAAAGGCAGCACAAACUGGAAAAGCAGCAUAUACUGGAAAGGAAGAACACAGUGGAAAGGCGCAGACAUUGCUCAACUUGAGAGGACAGCUAAACUUGAGAGGACAGCUCAACUUGAGAGGACAGCUCAACUUGAGAGGGCAGCUCAACUUGAGAGGGCAGCUCAACUUGAGACGACAGCACAGCUUGCGAGGACAGCACAGCUUGCGAGGACAGCACAGCUUGCGCGGACAGCACAGCUUGCGAGGACAGCAAAGCUUGCGAGGACAGCAAAGCUUGCGAGGACAGCAAGGCUUGCGAGGACAGCACGGCUUGCGAGGACAGCACGGCUUGCGAGGACAGCACAGCUUGCGAGGACAGCACAGCUUGCGAGGCCAGCGAGGCUUGCGAGGACAACACAGCUUACGAGGACAGCUCCACUUGAGAGGACAGCUCAACGUGAGAGGACAGCUCAACUUGAGAGGACAGCUCAACUUUAGAGGACAGCUCAACUUGAGAGGACAGCUCAACUUGAGUGGACAGCUCAACUUGAGAGGACAGCUCAACUUGAGAGGAAAGCUCAACUUGAGAGGACAGCUCAACUUGAGAGGACAGCACAACUUGAGAGGACAGCACAACUUGAGAGGACAGCUCAACUUGAGAGGACAGCUCAACUUGAGAGGACAGCUCAACUUGAGAGGGCAGUUCAACAUGAGAGGGCAGCUCAGCUUAACAGGACUGCUCAACUUGAGAGGACACCACUACUUGAGAGGAAAGCACAACUUUCGAGGACAGCAAAGCUUGCGAGGACAGCACAGCUUGCGAGGACAGCAUGGCUUGCGAGGACAGCACGGCUUGCGUGGACAGCACGGCUUGCGAGGACAGCACAGCUUGCGAGGACAGCUCAAUAUGAGAGAACAACUCAACUUCAGAGGACAGCUCAACUUGAGAGGACAGCUCAACUUGAGAGGACAGUCCAACUGA
Molecule: messenger RNA, 1041 nt
Organism: Schistocerca piceifrons (Central American locust)
Lineage: Eukaryota; Metazoa; Arthropoda; Insecta; Orthoptera; Acrididae
Product: seminal vesicle major clotting proteins-like
Exons: 2
Coding region: 1-1041 (346 amino acids)
Source: RefSeq, a predicted model, not a curated record